Molecule: messenger RNA, 1496 nt
Organism: Linepithema humile (Argentine ant)
Lineage: Eukaryota; Metazoa; Arthropoda; Insecta; Hymenoptera; Formicidae
Source: RefSeq, a predicted model, not a curated record
CCUCUAUUAGAUGCUCUUAGUUUUGCGCGUUCUGCAGCGUUCUGCGUAGAAUGAUAUAUCCUGUAAGGAAAGUGUUUGUCAGAGUUACGGGAAUAGUUUGUUAUCGGAGGCCUUGAUUUAAUCUCUCAUAAAUUUGUAAACAUUAGGCUGAUAAACCGCUCUUUCGCUCAUGUGUAUAUUGGAUAUGAGUUCCUACCGCGUUCAGUUUUUCAUAACGUAACGUAUUAUGGCGCUGCGACGAAAGUUUAACCUAAGGGACAUGUUUCUGACGUAACGUAGUCGGUAUUACUGUCUCUGGUUGCCCACCAAAUCUCAUUAAACGAUGAGCGAUGCGUAUCAAGGGUUUGCUCUUGUUGCUGAUCUGCAUAGCAGGGAGCAGCAUCGUUUUUAUUGCUUUCAGCAAUCAGCGACCUUCCAUACAAACUUUAGUGACAGAAACUCACAAACAGUUACGGAGCUUCCAGGAAAAUUUAAAAGAUGUUGAGGAGAAACGUCUGGUGACAGAUUCUAAGUACCUUGCACUGCUUGGUCUGGAUGGACAGACAAGCACCACACCGGUCAGUCUCAAGCCACAGAAUGUGACGGUUGUGUCGCUCGUAAGGCCUGGAAACGAGCAAUACAUUUAUGGCUUUGUCAGAAACGUCAGCCAUUUUUUGCCAAAUAAUAGUAUUAUGAUUUAUAGCGUCGGUUUGAAUGAAGAUUCUUUACAAAGUAUUAGACUUGCUUGUAACUCUACGAGAUGUAAUGUGAUUCACUUUGAUCUAAGCCCGUUUCCUGCUCACGUCGAGGAUGACACACUGCAUGUUUAUAGACCUUUAGUUAUUCAAACAGCUUUAAAUACAUUAGGUAGUAUAAUCUACAUGGACUUCAAUGUGCGUCUGAACUCUUCAGACAUCGCAAAGUAUCUUUGUCCAAAAUCUGGAAUUUUAACUUGGCCUACAAGGCAUGCCAUUAGUUCUCUAACGCAUCCAAAGAUGUAUGAGUACUUUCAUGCUUCUGCUGAGAGUUUUUUCUUUCUCCCACUGAUUAGAGCAUCACACUUAGUAAUUAGCAAUUUAAAAGACAUUAGGGAAAGAGUAAUGCUGCCUUGGGUCCAAUGCGCACUGACGAGAGAUUGCAUUUCUCCCAUUGGUGCACAAUCGGCGGGCUGUAGGUUUAAUAAAAAACCACAGUAUCGGUACUCCGGAUGUCACGCGUAUGACACGUCUGCAUUGAAUAUAGUGCUGGGAUUGCAUUUUAAUUUUGAUGAUACGUAUUACGUGCAUAAAGAGCGUGAGACAUACUUCAACAAGAUCCAGCCCGAUGAAAUUACCGAGGAGUACCUUAUGAUUACGCGGCAAAACAACGCCACUGAGACCAAUGCUAAGAAUUUCAUAUCGGAGCGUUAAACUUUUUUCGAUCUCAAUUUAUCUUAGGUGAUAUGUCAAACAAGCACAACUUAAUUUAAGAUUGUUAAGCUUUGAAUUAAAUUAUAAUAAAUAGCAGAAUGACAAAAA